Cercospora beticola is the source of this 1481-nucleotide messenger RNA. Its product is annotated as ribosomal protein S36 family protein. Gene Ontology annotation, molecular function: oxoglutarate dehydrogenase (succinyl-transferring) activity. The record is from RefSeq and is a predicted model, not a curated record. Gene Ontology annotation, biological process: 2-oxoglutarate metabolic process. NCBI's taxonomy places the organism in Eukaryota, Fungi, Ascomycota, Dothideomycetes, Mycosphaerellales, Mycosphaerellaceae.
UCUUAGAAGCAGGUGUCUGGCAAUUGUGCAAGCCCUUCAACAUUCACUUGAAAGAAUGCCCACAAAAUCCGACGAGCCGAAUUGCUGGCGCGAAGGUUUGAUUCGUUGCAUGUGAAGAGGACGAUGAUGUGCCGCGCGCGUCGUGUUGCCAGAUUGGAGCAAGCUUCGCCGGGGACUCCACAUGCGCGCAUGGACGCCUGUCGACUCCCGACAAUCACCGACAUGAACUAGUUCUACAAAGCACAUCCCACCUCCACUCUCACCUUCCACCCACGUCCUCUCACUCUCUCACGCGCACACCGACCGACGCGCAGCUUCGUCGACCUGCACGCCUCCCUCGACUCCCAUGUGGACCGCUGCAGAUUCCUCUCCCAUAUCGCAAACCUUAUCCGACACGCCGUAAACUGCCCGACGGAGGAUAUCGGAUCCCCGACCACCUACCAUACCUGCAACAACCUCGUCGCAAACCACAUCCACGCACACAUCCACGCACAAUGCAGGCCACACGGCGGCUCUUCCAGCACCGCCAGCCCAUGAUCCGUUUCUUGGGAAAGCGAUCAAACCCCAAGCAAGUCGACCAUACCCCAAAGCCACACCCCGAGUCCCCAUCCCACGAUCUUCCUUCAUCGUUCGCCAACUACCGACAACAAGCCAUUCAACACGGACCUCUGAAGGGCGGCCAGCAGAAGCCUAACGCACCGUCUUCUGGCUCCGCAGCCGCACCAUUGAAUCCUUACGGAGCGAUUGGAGGCAGGAGCGCAAAGGAAUUGGGGCCGAUCAAAGUAGCACAGGGAGAAUUCGCGGAUAGGAACGAUUUGCCAAAGAGGUUCCACCGGACAGCGUGGAGCCAGGCUGAAAUUGAUGCGAUCGAGAGUGGAGGAGCGAGCAUGUUUGGCUGAAGAAGGAAUAUGCACAGCAGCCUGAGAGAAGGAAUGCGAGGACCUAUGGACGUGCUGGAAAGAAUCACGAUUCGGGAGGGGAGGCGGAAAUGAAAUCCCACGUGCAAUGAGAGACUUCGCUAGGCGGACAUUGAGCAGGAGAAAUUAUGCUUCGCGAUAAGAUGAGCUCAGCAACGGAGAGUAUCGAGAGCGACAUGAAAAUGCUAAGAUAAGAAACACUGUACUGGUACGUGUACAUACUGCUAGAGCAUAGAACACUUACGACCAAGAAGGAACUUCUCAACCGACCGAAGUGCCCUCCUCCGCCUCAAAGUAGGUGGCAGUCUGAUCACCUUCUUCCAGCUUCCGCUGCAGCAACUCCAUCUCUUCUUCCAAUUCGGCUUUCGAGCAGUUCUGCUUCGCGAACUCGAAAUCGAUCAGGAUCACCUCUUUGCCCUCCGCCCCGUCUCCCUUAGGCACGAGGAAAUUCCCAUGAUCGGGAUCGCCGAGCUUGAUACUCAGCGCGUGCAACCGCGCAAGAGCCCUCUUACAAGCUGUCAAAUCUUCCAAACCCGCAGCGCGUCUCAUGUUCCCGGCAUAUUC